AUGCAAGAGAAACGAAGCCCAUUGACGCUGCAACAGCUUGAAUCAGCAAGGGUGUUUCUAAGAAAGCUCGCUCGAGAGGAAUAUGAGGACUCUCGAGAAAUCGUACGCCUCAGACCCGCAGCACUAAUCCAGGCCUUUAUUGAUGAUGGUGGCACUCCGGAGAUCACUUUGAGUUCUUUCGUCUUCUACCUUCUGGACAACUUGAAUCUGCUGCCUGAGGAUGACCUCGACGUGAACCUCGUCCUAUCUGACCCGAACUCCUUGACUUCCUGGUCCCAGGAAAAGACCAAAAGUCUCGGUAUAGCCUUGCAAAAUUUCGCUCAGUCCUUGACUGAUGGAACCGAACCUCUUCUUUAUGCGUCCGAGCAUGGUCUGGACGCAGUGGUCAAGCUGAUACUCUCCACGGAAGGAGUAAAUUUCAUGGGAGACUACGACCCGGAAGAGCCACAGCCACUGUCAUUGGCGGCGAGAAAUGGACACGAGACGGUUGUCAAACUGCUACUCACAAUAGAGGGUAUUGAUGUCAACCACCGCGAAGAAAGCUGGGAAGGCCAGACGGCACUAUCAUCAGCCGCGGAAAACGGACACGAAGCGGUCGUCAAGUCAUUACUCGCUGUGCCAGGUAUCGACCCAAACAUCGAAGAUUGGGAUUACAAGACACCGAUGUUGCUAGCAGCGCGUGCUGGAAAUGAUGCUAUAGUUGACCUUUUGCUUUUGGAAGGCGUCGAUCCAAAUUUCAAGAAUUAUUGGGGAGAGACGCCCCUGAUAGUGGCAGCAGAACUCGGACACGAAGCAGUCAUAAAGCGACUUCUGUCUGCAGAUAAUAUCAAUCCAGAUGUUGAGAAUUCUCGUGGAGAAAAUGCUUUGUCGGCGGCUGCAGAGCUCGGUCAUACGGAAAUAGUAAAGAUUUUACUUACCACGAUUGAUGCUGGCUCCACAGACUCUGACGGAAAUUACCCCCUCUGGUGGGCAGCCCGCAAUGGCCAUUGUGACGUUGUGAAGCUAUUACUCACCGCGGAAAAUGUCGAUCCCGAUUCCAGGAGUGCCGACGGGUACACACCUCUGUCAUGGGCUGCCCAAAAUGGUCAUAAGGAUAUUGUUGAUAUUCUGCUCAAAGUUGAUGGUGUUGACCCUGAUAAUCGGAGUUCAAAUAGACGUACGCCCAUUUCGUUGGCAGCAGAGAAUGGGCACGAGGCAGUGGUUCAUAUACUGCUCACAGCAAAGGGGGUUGAUCCCCAAUUUCCUGAUCUUCACGGACGCACACCAAUGUGGUGGGCGGCAUCGAAUGGAAAUGAGGCUGUGAUUAAGACACUGCUUGCGACAGAGACUGUAAGCCUGGAAAGCAUGAACUCUACGGAUUCCCAAGGAGAAACGGCAUUGAAUUGCGCAGCACGAAAUGGGCACAAAGAAUCGGUGCAGCUGCUCCUAGACAUAGAUGGCAUUGACCCUGACUCUAAAGAUUCACAGGGACGAACACCACUAUGGUGGGAGGUGUAUCAUGGACAUGAAGUAAUGGUCAAGAAACUUCUUGAUAAAAAAUGUGUCGAUCCCAACCUUCGGAGUUCGGAUGGGCAGACACCUCUAGUACUUGCUGCGAAAGCCGGACACGAGACCAUUGUUAAGUUGCUACUGGCCACAAAGGGUGUGAAUUCCGAACAUCAUAAUUCAAAUGGCGAGACGGCGUUAUGGUGGGCCGCUCGGGAAGGACACGAGGUAAUAGCCAAGCUUCUAAUCGCCGAGGGCGUUGACCCGGAACCUCGGGGCUCCAACGGGGAGACUCCACUAUGGUGGGCGGCAAAAAACGGUCACGACGAACUAGUGAUGGUUCUCCUUGACGCAGGAGCCCACCCUGAUCCACAGAGCUCCGACGGGGAGACGCCAUUGUGGUUGGCAGCACAAAAUGGGCACGAGGACAUAGUCAAGCUACUACUUGCGACAAAUAGGACUCUAGGGGGAGAGACGCCACUCUGGUGGGAGGCACGAAAUGGACAUGAGAUAGUUGUCAAGAUCCUGCUUGGUAUGGGGGUCAAUCCGGACGUGGAAAACUGUGAGGGUCAGACACCUUUGUCUUGUGCAGCAGAAUUUGGACGUUUGGAAGUUGUCAAGGUGCUACUAGAACAUGGCGCCGACCCCUAUUCUCGGAAUUCUAGUGGCGAGACGUCACAUUGCUUGGCAGCUCAGAACGGACAUGAGGCCGUGGCUAAGCUGCUCAGUGAGGCCGCGCGUUAA
Molecule: messenger RNA, 2229 nt
Organism: Penicillium pulvis
Lineage: Eukaryota; Fungi; Ascomycota; Eurotiomycetes; Eurotiales; Aspergillaceae
Product: ankyrin repeat domain-containing protein
Exons: 2
Coding region: 1-2229 (742 amino acids)
Molecular function (GO): protein binding
Source: RefSeq, a predicted model, not a curated record